CAUACCAUUGACCGGGGUGUGCUUUGUCGCCUUUCCUCUGAAGGUUUCGCGGAUUUUCUCAUCUAGGGGGCCUGAAACCAAGAGAUGCAACAUAAUCAAUUGUGACGUUUCAUUGAAGGAAUCUACAUAUAUAAAAUGCUGCGAAAUAGCAUUAAGAACAAACUAGAGGAGAUUGUUGGAGCGGUGGCAAGUGGUUAGAUGCUUAAAAAUGGGUAGUGGUAGCACAAAGCACAGCAGGAGAGUGGCCUGGGCAGAUGAUGAUGUUACAAGCCGGAGAGGAAGGCUCAUGGAGAUGAUGAGACGAAAAUUCAAACGUCGCAAAGAAUUCUCUCAACUGGAAAUAGUGCUAUUGAUCUUCGAAGUUAGAGAGGGUAUCAUCAAGUACUUGAACAUUAUAGACCGGUGCAAUUUAUCGCGAAUCAGCAAGGCAGUUUACACAUCUUGCAAAGGGGACCCGUACCGAAUUAGAGAGAUUGAUCUAACUGGCGAGAGAAGAUUGAGAGGAAAGAACCUGUAUCUGUACAUGAGAAAGCUCGGUAGACGAACAACAAAAGACAUAAGGCUUCUUGCGCUGCAUGGGACACUUGCAGAUUCACGUGAUGUUGAAGAUGUAAUCGAUAAAUGCGAAAAUAUCAGGAUACUAAAACUUGGUGAACAGCAGCUAAGCAAAAGGAUGAUCGUGUCAGUCUCGAAGAAAUUGUUGCUGUUGAAAGAGUUAUGGGUUAUCAACGCGUGUUUUAUAAAUAUCCACACGAUCCGUGUGAUUGCUAAAUUCCUGAAGAAUAUAGAAGGGCUGUUUCUACCCAACUCGAAACAUUUGGACGAUAAAGGCCUGAUGGUUAUUUCACAGAAGAUGAUAAAUCUCCGAAGACUGUCAUUACGUGGAUGCGAUAGUAUCACCGACCUUGGGCUUCAACAUGUCGUUCUGAGAUGCCAGUCACUGGAGUAUCUUGAUGUAUCUAUGACGAGAACAAUGGCUUAUCCAACAUGCAUUUGGAUCGCAAAAAUUGCCCGCAAUCUGACCAAGAUCGUGGUAUCAAAUACACGGAUUUACAACUGCGGAUCUCGAGUGCUUCAGAUGAAAUUCAGAAAAAGAGGCCUUGAUCCAGAAAAGAGCGUUGUUUUAUGCAAGACUUGCAACGAGUAUUGUCCCACACCAAUUCAUUUCAGCGAGAAACACAUGAUUGAGCAUACACAGACGCAUUUUGAAGAACCCGCCAUUCUGACUGAGUACAAGCAAAGAAGGGCGAAUCUUCAGUGA
Rhopilema esculentum is the source of this 1261-nucleotide messenger RNA. RefSeq lists its product as uncharacterized. The record is from RefSeq and is a predicted model, not a curated record. NCBI's taxonomy places the organism in Eukaryota, Metazoa, Cnidaria, Scyphozoa, Rhizostomeae, Rhizostomatidae. Gene Ontology annotation, cellular component: cytoplasm.